AUGUACUCACAGCAAAGAGAAGUAUUUUCAAGAGAAGAUCACGAGGUCUGUAGGCAAAAACAAUGGGCAUCCCUAGGUGCUUGGUUUUUGGGGCCCAAAGCAGAAAAUGGAGAAGUUUUUCGGGAAUUGCUGACGAAAGCUGUCGAUUCUCAUAUCAGAUUCCGUCACAGGUACUCAGUUCAAAGUAUUAUGGCAGGGGGUCACAUGUAAGGCGGUCAGGAUGCUUUCCCCCCAACUAAAUCGGGCUAUAACAAGUCCUACUUCAUUUUUAUUUAUUUUUAUUUUUAAUUUAUUUAGAUCGUUACUUUAUUUAUUUAUCUAGUUUUUGCCGAAACCGUUGUCAGGUUUUUUGUAACACAGGAUAUUAAAGAAAUUUACCUUUUUAACGCCGUUAAUUGUUUUAUAAACAUCAGUAAACGCAGUCAGUGUCAGAACCUAAUUUUGCCUAAAUAGACCAAUUUCGAUACAUUAAAAUUCACGCUCGGCUCCGAGGUCUAACGGAUUAAAACAAAAGAAAUCGCCUGAAGGUUCAGGGAUGAAUAAUACAUUUUUUUUAUUCCCCUAAGCCUCGCAGCUAAGUACGAAUUUAGUAAUAUAUCGAAAUUGGUCUAUUAGCCUUGUAUUCGUCAAAAAGAGCAAGGACAGUCCUAAAAAUAGUGCCAAUUAUAAUUUGUUCAAAAUAUUUUUCCUUUUUUGAUUGGCUUAAAUCUGCCGGUUAAUUCUUUAUAACUAGCUAAGGCUGGUCAAAUAGCGCAUUUCAGAGUUUUGCCAAGCACUUUUCAAAAAUACGGCAAGUGCAAAGGUUUUCAUGUAAAAAUAAUUGUUUAUUUUAUAAAAAGAAAAAAAAAAAAAACAGCAACAACAACUCAUUUUAAUAUAACCAUUCAUAUCCUGCUCAUCCUCAUCCAAUAAUUGUUCAUUUCAUUUAACAGUUACUUUCCCUGUGAUCCUCCUUAUGUCACAGACGAGCUUCGGGAGGCAGGUUCCUUCAACUAUGCCAUGGAGAAGUUGAAAUCUGAGAUGGACAAAUUGCAGAUGGAAUUAAAAAAUUCUGUUCCAUUCUUUAGUUCCAGAUACAAGGUAUAUAUUUUGAGUAUAUUGCUAUUUACCUAGUACUCUUUCCAGAUUAAAUAUUCCUCUUUCCUGAAAAGUUGGUCAGCCACAAUUCCAAAGAAAAGAAAGACAAUAUGGUGGGCAUAACACGCCUUUAGUGUUGCAAAACUCAUUUCUAGUCAUUUCCCUGCUAAUUGGCGGAAAACUGGUCAAAACGGAGGAUUUGGUUAAAAAUGCGUUUUUUUUCCGCUACAGACUGACGGUCACCAAAGGGUUAAUGUUUGCACGUCUACAUUAAAUGUUCCAAAAGCUUCCACUAAAACCUCAUGGGAGCAACUCGUAUUUUCUUUGCCUCAGGGUCACGUUCUUUGGGACACAGCAAUGCCAGCUAACCUUGGCUACAUGUCUGCAAUGUUGUACAACCAAAACAACUGCGCGUCAGAGGCCUCCACUGUCACAAGUAAAUAUGAAAUGGAAGUGGGCAAGGACUUGUGUGUCAUGCUGGGGUAUGAAAGGGACAAAUGUAUGGGACAUCUUACAGCUGGUGGUUCUGUCGCUAACAUUGAGGCAGUUUGGGCGGCAAGAAAUGUAAAGUACUUUCCACUGGGACUACAAGAAGCUUUGUUUAAGGAAGAUAGACUUUUUGGUGCCAAAGGUUAUAAGGUAAGUUGUCCUGCCAUAGCAUUUUAGUUUCUUUGACACACUGAGUCGAAGGCUUUUUAAAUUCUAAGAAAAUAAGGUCAGUUUCAAGGCCUUUAUCUGGAGCUUGACCAAUAUCCUGCAUUAGUUGAAGGAGUUGAGUCGUACAAUAUUUUCGCGACAGGAAACCAUGUUGUAGAGGGAAUAUACAGUCCCUGAUGAAUGGAACGAGACGUGAGGUUACGCAGUGCUCUUGGAUCUUAGAUACCUUUGAUAACAAGGAAAUAGGACGAUAGUUGUUCACUUGGUUUUAACCAUUCUCUUUAUUAACAGGAGCGAGGUUAGCACAUUUUCAUUGAGUGGUGUGCAACCCACUACGCAAGUCAAAUUAAUAAAAACGACAUUGGGAAGUUUUUCAGGGCCAGUAGCCUUGUUAACCUCCGGCGUUUUUAAUAGUUUAGAGACUUCAUCAACAGUAACUUGAAUUAGAUCGAGAAACAGUGUCCGCUGUUCUCGCGAGAAGAGUAACAGUAAGGUAUGCCACAUCUCUCUUUGCUCGGCUGAGGCGCUAAUGGGGGCUUCCAACGUUGCCAUCAGUCGACCUCCACGCUCUUCCAAGUUUUGCGGUCCUGCGCCAAAGCACGAAUUUAUUGACGAACAGGGGGUUUUCAGGAUUGAUUAGCUUUGCAGCAUACUCGUGAAAUAGAAUUUACGUCCACCAGGUCUUGGUUUGACGUGUAUACAGUGUUUGUGUGGUAACCAGUCAUUAAGUGUUUACUAUUGUCUAUGUGUUUUUCUAAGUUCAUUUUACUCUGUUUAGGUUUUUUUCCCUCAGAGAGGAAAAGAAACAGAAUUAAUCAGCGCGUCACGGUGGGAACUUCUUAACCUUGAUGUCGACACUAUUUUAAAAAUGCCCUCUGAUGUACAAGUUUUAACAAGCCUCGGACAUCAAGAAUUUACGGAAAUUAUGUCAGAGUAUCUCUAUGAGUUCAUUGGAGCGCAGGAGUUUGUACGGCGACAUAUGCUAACGCAAAGUCCGUGCAUUUUUGUUCCAAGCACAUUGCAUAGUUCCUUAACGAAAGCAGCCACCAUUCUCGGACUUGGUCGAAAGAGCCUUGUCUCUGUAGCAGUUGACGAAAACUCGCGGAUGGAUCCUACUGGUUGGUAAAGUUUUUAUCGUGUUAUCUUCAUGAAGCCCCGAACAAGUUUCUGCUGUACGUGUUUCUAUCUAUUAUAGCCAUUUUCAGAUUUACAUUCUCUCCUUGCAGUGGAAGACAGUAACCUAGCUUUGUUGUGGCAUAAAAGAUAAUACAAACUAGCUUUUGUACUGACGUUAUCAAUGUGCUGGAAUUGAUUACUUGCUUGACGGGUUACUGUGUGUUCCUUACGCUUCUUUAUGCUUGGUUUUCUCGUAAAGUCAUUCAUUAUAUGUUAAAAAAAGGAAAGAAAGAAAGAAAACACGAGUACAGGAAAAACAACAGGGUGUAUUUAAUUAACAUUAACAGCCCGGGUAAUUAAUAGUCCAUUUUCGAGUUACAAAAAAAACCUCACUUUCAAAAUAAGGUCAAGUGAGAUAUCUUUCUUGUGAAAAUGAGUUUUACUUGCAUGAGAAUAACUAAUCAUUUUCAUAUCAAUGGCUUUGCAGUUACCCUCGCUUUAAAACAGAGGAUUGCUUUUGAGGCAAUUCGGAGAUGGCCUAUUUACUGAUUCAAGUGGUCAUAUGUAUGUCAUUUGUGCGGUUUAUUGAGAUCAGCAUGAGUUGUUGGUCAUUGAAUCGAAGACCAUUAACAUUUUUUGUACCAACUUUUAAUUUAGAUUUGAACCGCAAACUAAAAGAAAAGUUGGAUAAGGAAAUUCCAGUCAUUACAGUAGUAGCUAUCACAGGAACAACAGAGCAAAGCGCCGUGGAUCCAGUGAAUGCAAUUGUUCAUUUGCGCGGAAAGUUUAGAACCAAGGUAAGAAUAACGUGAACUUUAUAUGACUUCAUUUCUGAAAUUCUGGCCACUGUCUUCAUCAUCCUCAUCAUGAUCGUUCCCAUCUUCGUCGUAUCAUGAAUCAUCUUCAACAUUAUCAAUAGGAGUUUAAGCAAAACUCUAUGGCGGGCUCUACUACCGCAAAUAAUUUUUCGAAUGGCAGGCAAUCGAGUGCAGUCGUAACGCCACAUCCUUCUUCGUCUAAAGCAGUGAUUUGGUGCAUUAUCUAACACGUGAGCUUUAAAUGGCUUGUUUGUUCUUUUUAACGAACGUCUUAGUUUUUUGUUUUCUAUUCAUAAAUAUUUUACGUACAAUUUUUGUUCUAAAGGCAAAAAAGGUUUGGGAUCAUUAUCAAGUAUUUUGAGGUUAAGUUGAUGGUUAAUUUUCUUUUGGUGAGGAUGGAAGAUAAUAAAGUUCGACUUUUUAACGUUUAGCGUUAGCUUGUAGGCUGUUAACCAUUCAUAAACUUUAUGGAAUUCCAGGUUCACAACAAGCUCCAGGGUUCGAAGAUUUUUAUCAGCACAUAAUAGAUUUGUGUCAUCAGCAAACAAGUAGAAUGUUAAUUUAUCAGAGGACUUGUGGAUAUAAUAAAACAGUAAAGGUGCUAGAACAGAGCCUUGUGGGACGCCACAGGUCAUCGGUUGCUUGUUGGAGAUAUCAGGUCCAAUUUGAGUUUACCGAACACGGUCAGAAAGAUAAGAACGGUUUAGUUUUAUUUGUGAAGACAUAAAAUGGAUCUAAUCUAAGACAGCUGCAUCUGCAAGACAAAAAAAGAGAGACAUUUUUACCACUGUUGCAGUUUCUAAACCACAUAUCACAAGUUUUUUGCGAGUCUUAUUAGAUAUUCGAAAUGUGUCUUGGGAAACUGAUGUCAAGCCAUAGCUUAAAGAAGCAAAUUUGGAUGGUUAGAGAGCCCCUUUCAAGCUCAAUUUUGAGCAAUAAGAACACCAGAACCAAUAUCAACUUUCUACGCCAUAUUGCAGCAGAGUAACUGUAGUUUCAUUGGUGAAAGCCGAUUCUCAUAACACAAAUUAGUUGUUCGGAUUUUCACAAGAACCCAGGAAUUGUCAAUAACUAUUAACUAAAAUGCUGAGAUGUUUUGUUCUAUAUGCUCUAUGAAACCAAAAUUUGGCUGGAGUAAACUUUCAAUCGCUUUUAAUUAAAUCAGACACUUUACUUUAUCAGUAGGCAGCAAUUCCGCUCAUUUUAAAACCUUUAAAACUCGACGCGUUACAAACAGUAUUUCGGAAACUGAAUUCCGACCUCAAAGCAAGCAUCCGACAUCAAGUAUAUCACGGAACACCAGUAACAUGGUAUUAAAUUUUGACAGCAUGUACUGAACAUGUGCAACUGUCACUCAUUCAAUGGAAUUCCCACAUCACAAAGGAACACAAAAGUGUCAGGGGUCUGAAGCCAAAUUUUAAUUUUGGGGUGAAACAAAACUUAACUUUGUAGACCCCAACCUCCACCUUGCUUUAAAAUGAAACGGAUAAUAACGCAAAAAUAACAACUGUACCCAGAAUAUGAAAAAUAACUUCAUUGCAGUGCCGGAGUCUAAUUUAAUGAAGACAUGAUGGAAACACAACUGAUCACGAUUUGUUGUUUAUCGACACUUUGAAAUUGUAAAUGAGAACAACACGGUUUCCUCGUUUCGCAAGAGCUAGGAACUAGUAAUCUGUCAAACUUACCACAAUAGACAUGUUCGCAGCGCAAGCGUAGACAUUUUUCGCCAGUGAAGCUAUUGCUUGGUGGGCUGCGUCAAAGUACUCACCCAAGAUCUCCUCGUCCACGACAAACGUAUUAUCACCUGCCGUAGUGAUUUGCUUUAACUCCUUAUUAUUAUCUCUACUUCGUUUUUUCUAUAUAGACCCUUAAAUACCUUGUUUCUCUUAGCCAAACUAGCAAUGCGAUUAAUAUGGUACUCUGAAGGAACAUUUUCUUAACACUCCAUUUUUGUAUUUAACAACUAGGGUCUGAACUUUAGCAUUCACGCGGAUGCAGCUUGGGGAGGAUAUUUCUGUAGCAUGCUGCGCGCGCAGCCUGAGAGACGUCCGACGCCAACAGCCAAAGAAGCAGGAUUUGUUCCAGAAAUGUACCUUAGCUCCUACGUCCAUGAACAGUUAUCAGCUCUCCAUUGUUGUGAUACAAUCACUGUUGAUCCCCACAAAUCUGGCUUCUGUCCGUAUCCUGGUGGUACAAUCUGUUAUAGAGACAAAAAGAUGAACUCAUUUCUGUCAAUCAACAGUAAAGUGCCCUACCUCCAUGGAAAGACGAGUCUUGGGGACGUUGGCAUCGAGGGAUCCAAACCUGGGGCAGCUGCUGUAGGGGUGAUGAUGGCAAACAGGGUAACCAUUUAGGACUGUUUUUAUUUUACUAAUUUUUUUAAAAAACCAGCCCAUUUUUCUUAGUUGUUGCCAUCCGUCUGUUUCAGGAGACAAUGAAGUCUCCGCCUAGGUUUAGUCUGUGGUUGAGUUGCAGCGCCUGCUGUGGCUGUACAGUCCAAUUCUGGAUCGGCAGGCUCUGUUGCAGUUGCUGCAGAUGAAUUCCGCUCUCAGUUUUGUGGGUGCUAAUGCCGUCCACUGCCGUCUGCGCUCUCUCCUCUUGUCCCACUGCUCCUCUCUCCUCUUCUCACUCGUCUAAAUUCCUGCCUUGAUAGCAAGCCUCCAGAGACUUCGGUCUGCAGCUACAGCUUUCCAAUCCGCUGGGUUGACAUUUCCUUCCUUCAGAUCACGUUUAAAAACGUUUUUGAAGCAAAGGGUAGGCCAUCCUGCAGGUAUAAUUCUAGUGGCAAGCUCGCCGUAGGGCAUGUCCUUGGGAAUUCUUCCAUCCUCUAUACUGCUGACGUGGCCAAGCCAAUGCAACCGUCGCUGUUUGAGCAAGGCGAACAUGCUAGGUACUCCCGCCUGUGCCAGGAAAUCCUUGUUUAUGACACGUUCUUCCCAGGUGAUGUCGAAAAUCCUUUUGAGGCAGCGCAGGUGGAAGAUGUUGAGUCUACGCUCUUGGCAGGAGUAGAGGGUUCAGGUCUCGCUGCCGUAGAACAGUGUGCUGAGCACGUAGGACUGGUAAAACUUCGUCUUGGUGCUAAUGGUGAACAAGGUGUUGUCCCAGACCUUCGUUCCAAGGUUUGCCAGUGCUACCGCUGCUUUGACGAUCCUUUGGUUCAGUGCGGUGUCCAGGGAGAGGUUACUAGAGAUGGUGGAGCCUAGUUAAGUAAAGUUCUCCACAUCCUCAAGAGGGCAGUUGCCAAUGGAGAUGCUUGGCAUGCUGCUGACGUCUUGGCCAAGGAUGUUAGUCUUCUUAGGAAUGACGGUGGGACCAAACUCUUUACAAGCGUGUGCGAAGCAGCUGAUGAGUAGCUGUAGAGCAUCCUCAGUGUGUGCGGUCAGGGCAGCUUCGUCUACAAACACCAUCUCUCUUAUCCCUUAUCCUUCAGGUUCAGCGGAGCAACGAUUUGGAACAUGCUCCCCCUGGGCCUGAGGAGCGAGCAGCGAACAUGAUAUUGAAAAGUUUAAGUCUGCCCUCAAAAGGCAUCCCUUACUUUUGAUAUACUAUUGUAUUUUAGUAAAAGCCAACUAGUGGUCUAUUAUCAAUGCUGCGUUCUGAUUGGUUGAGCUACUACUAGGCUAUAUGUUAUAGUCCACUAGUAGCGAAAAGCGCCGGCUUUAAAAACCAGAACAAUGGUGGCUGAAUAGCGUUUUGCUAGCUAAAGUUGUUUUGUCUCGAUAUUUUUGACCAACUAGUUGGAUUUUACUAAAACAAUUAUUUCUCUCGCCCUCAUGGCCUCUGAGUUAAUAGCCCACUCAGCCUUCGGCCUCAUGGGCUAUUGACUCAGAGCCCAUUCGGACAUCUCUGACUAAAUAAUGUUAAUAAAAUAAGUGAAUAAAUAAAUCAUUAACUUCCGCACCUUGGCCUUUGCUUGGAGGCGUGCAAGGUUGAAGAGGUGUGGAUUUACACACCUGACUGGCUGAAGGUGUAGGACAGCGGUAGAGAGAAAAAGGUGUCGAAGAGUUCGGGAACGAGUACACGCGAAGCCCUGUUUCACUCUGCUCUUGAUUAGAAAGGGGUCCGAGGAUGAGCCGUCGUACUGGACGGCACCUUGCUAGUCUUCAUGAAAAGACGCGAUCAUCCUUACGAGCUUCGGGGACAUCCAAUCCUCUGCAGAAGAGGGAAUAGGCCUUUCCUGGUGACUAGAUCAAAGGCCUUAGUCAGGUCAAUACAAGCGAUGUAUAAGGGCUUGCUAUGCUUGCGACAUCUUUCCUACAGCUGCCUCAAUGAAAAGAUCAUGUCCAUUGUUGAUCUUCCUGCUCUGGGCCCGAACUGCGUCUCAGGGUACAUCCGUUCUGAUAACGACUGCAACCCGCUCACCGCUACAUGGGCAAAGGCCUUCCCAAUGAUACUAAAUAAAUAAAUAAGUAAAUAAAUAAAUAGAACUUAAAUGGCUUUUACAAUUACUGGCUAGCCCUGUAGUUUACAUUGUGGGCCCAAUCUACAAAUAAUUCUAAAAUAUAAAAGAUAACGUAAAAGGAAGUAAAAGGGUAAAAAAUUGAAAAUGGUUAAAAAUAGUUACCUAAUUAGUACAGUACAAUCGAGAUAAAAAAAAAAAAACAAAAAAGGUACCUUAAAAUGUCCUUGUAAUACUAAAAUGUUUGUGACUUGCAUUAAUGUUUAAGAAUAUCUCGAGCAAAUGUUUCUUAAAGUUACUUUCAUUUGUCAUGUUUUUAAGCUUGUCGUCUAGACGAUUCCAAAGGCGAGUCGCGCUCGCAUUAAAUGUUCGCAGACCCGCGUUAGACAAGCCUUUCGGUACAGCCAAGGCAUUAUUAGAAGAUAAGCGAGUGUUAUAGCUAUGGGCAUUUUUUAUAUGUUCUAUAACUUUUGAAAUAAUCUGGACAUUCCUUGUUCACAAUUUUGAACAUCAUAGACAUAUUUUUUAUGCGCAUUAUGUUGUCAAUCGGCCCCCACUGUAGUUUCUGGAACAUUUGUGCGGAAUUAUCUAAUAGCCUGGCAUCUAGUAUUAAUCUACCCCAGCGUUUUUGAACUCUAAGAAUUCUCAACAACUGGUCGUUUGGGGCAUUACCCCAAACCGAGCAACAGUAUUCAAAGAUAGGCUUCACGAAUGCAUUGAAUAACAAUUUUCUGCAGUGGAGAUUGAGGUAGCCUUUGGCUCUUUUAAGUAAAUAACUUCUUGAGUUCAGUUUCCCAAUUAAGUAUUCGAUAUGGCUGUGCCAGGUAAGGUGAUUGUCCAUCCUGGCGCCCAGGAAUUUUCAUUCUCGGCUCUUCUAAACGGUUGUCGGUCAAGAAAAGAUCCAAGGUUGGCUGAUUCACAUGUUGCAGUUUCUGUCGUGUGGCAAUGAGGAGUGGUUUUGUCUUCUUUGCGUUAGGGACCAUUUGAUUUGAAGUGAACCAUCGGCUAGCACAUCCUCGGAGACCCAGGGGCAGGCAGUCGGGCCGGGAGAAAAGGCCCGACGAAAGUUUUCAAGCACAGGCGGAAGAGCCCUUGGGUACCAACUCUCACCGGACCAUUUCCAAACGGUCAAGCGAAUGCUGGCUCCUGAUUUGGCACAAAAAUGCUUUGUAUUAUUGUGCCCAAUCGGCGAACAGUUUCCCCUGAGUUCUUGUCGUGAGUUCGUACACGUGUCCAGCUUGUCAUCUACAUUUUCAGACAUGUCAAGCAGCGUCCAUGGAGAAGUGUAUAGAUCGUAAAUAAAACUAUCCCUGCCAAAAUUCUUGGAGCUCCUUAUUUAAUGGUGUCAUGAUACGAUUUUGGCGAUUUAGGGCCACGAGACCUGUGUACGAAGCACAUCGGAUAAUGGUCACUUGGUCCAUAUAUUGGGACAUAUAUGGGCUUUCGAUGAUUUGUUCAGGAUGCGUAACAUAAACAUGAUCUAGCAGCGGAGCCGAAUAUCGGGUAACUCUUGUGGGGGUGGAAGCAGAUAUUAUCUGUUCCAUCCCUGCAUCUUGGAAUAUUGUGGAUAGCCUACAGGACCCUUUAACUGUUAUCAGGUCAACACUGAAGUCUCGAACCACAAUUACUUCGUUAUAUGUGCUCGUAGAAACGUCUAUCAUUUUCUCCAGGGACAUACAGAAAUCAGGAUUUGAGUUUGGCGGGCGGUAGAUAAUAAUAAAAAAAAUCUUUGUCCCCAAACGAUGUUGCUUGGUCUCUAAGCAAAGAUGUUCGAGGUCAGUUGUAGAUGGAUCCAGCAGGUGAAUCCUACGGCAGGGAAGAGCACAGCUCACAUACAUGGCAACACCACCGCCUCUUAUCAAGUCACUCAGAUCACAGCGGUGAAUUUGAUAAUUCUGUAGAGCAAUCUCGCAGUCUGAGGAGGGAUAUUCCACGAUAGUUGUUGCAGUCGCUGCGGUCUUCCUUUUUCGUGUAGAGCGUGAUGAUGUUGGUGUCACGUUACCGUUCCUCCCAGCACUGUAGCAGGCGGUCGUGCAGAUGAUGAAGGAGAGCAGUGUUCUUGCCAGCCUUGAUGAACUCUGGUGGGAUGUCGUCGUUGCCUAGUGCUUUAACUCAGGCUAGACCGUUGAUUGCUUUGCGGAGUUCGUCUACUGAGGGUGGACCGUCAAAAUCUUCCAUGACAGGCAGGAGGAUGAUACUCUCAACUGCUGCGUCAGUGACGAUAUUCUCCCUUGAGUAGAGCUCUUGGUAGUGUUCUCCUCAUCUCUCUAUCUGUUUCCCCCAGUCUGUAAUGAUGCCAACAGCAGAUAACUUCAAGGGUGCAGUUUUGGUGGCGCUUAGACCGAAGGCUUUCUUUAUGCUAUCAUACAUGGUGCGGAUGUUCCCACAGUCAGCGGAUAGUUGGAUGCUUUGACAGAGAUUCAGCCGGUUGUCGUUGGCGCGGCGUCGAGCGAUCCGUUGGACAUCGUUCCCGGCCGUCCUGAGUGCAAAGAGUGUCUAAUCAAAGGGUCUCGAGCAGUGCUGCUCGCUUCGCCGCAAUUGCUGGCUCGAGUUCGGCAACGCCAGCUUGAAAUCAGUCUGCGUUCUGCCGCUCUCUAUUGCCGAAGGUGUCCAUGGCUGAUUUGUAGGUAGUGACACGGAUGUGGUUCCAUCUUUUUUCAGGGCUUGUUGUGUGGCAGUCCCUCAGGGCCUCUUCAGUGAAGUCGGCGGAGCCCUCACACAGGUCUCGGAUUGCUUUCCUGGCUGUGGUGAUGCGUGGGCGUCCUUUCUGCGUGGAGCGGUUGACUCGUUUGGGUUGAGAACGCACCUUGGUGCCAACUAGACAGUGGUCGCUGUCACAGUCAGCGCUGUGGUAACUGCGGGUACUGAGGAUGCAGUUGAGAAGGGUCUUCGAGUGAUAACAAGAUCCAGCUGGUGCCAGUGACUGGAUCUGGGGUGCCGCCAAGAUACUCUGUGGCUAAACGUGGUUGAGAAUAAGGUGUUGGUUAUGCAGAUGUUGUGGGAAGAGCACAGCUACAAUACUCUCUGACCGUCCUCGUUCAACUUGCCGACGCCAAAGUGGCCGAUGCUGCGGGGCCAAGAGUCGUGGUCAGCUCCCACACGGGCGGUGAGGUCCCAGAGCAAGAACAGGUAUUACGUGGCAGGAAUCUCUCUGAUGGUUGUCUCUAGUUCCUAAUAAAACUCAUCCCUGACCUCGGCUGAAGAGCAGAUUGAUGGAGCGUAAAUGCUCGGGAUGAUCACUGGGUCUGAGAAGCUGGAGAAGCGAGGAGAGAGAAUACGGGCUGUGCCUUUGGAUGGUGCGGCUUUGUACGGGACAGGGGAGAAUUUCUCACUGCAAAUACAACGCCCAGCAACUUUGGGUCCUCUGGCUCCUUCCCUUGUUAAAAGAAAGUGUGGUCCUGUUAUCUGAGGCUGCCGUCUGAUGGGAGUCUAGUCUCCUGCAGUGAAGCGAUGUCGAUAUUGAGCCUUUGAGAUCAAAAGGAUUUCCCCUAAGCUUCAAGCACGUAAUGAAGCAGGCAGACUGUGGCGAGUCAGCACCUUACUGGCUGGAGGGUGCCCAGCUUGAGGCGGGUGGUAGCUGACCGGUGGGACGCGAUGAUCCCUCCCACCGUCGGAGGCAACCUGUAGCGCAUGGACCUACGCCAGUAGGCCUGGACGUAUAACCCGUAACUGCUGCCUCCCGUGUUGGGGAGACUGGGAUGCCCAGUCGUCAGGAUCCACCUCUCGGCCUCACUGACGUAGUCCAAAGGAGAGCAGAGCAAAAUAUUUGGCACCAGCUUGACUUCCGGAGCUGUUGGCAGGUAAUCAUGUUCACAAUGAACCGCCUUAGGGGAUCCUCUCCGGAUUUCUGCAGGGUUUACUCCUUAGCCUUUCCUCCUCCCAGAUAUUCCACAAGGCAGCGGAGCCAUACUCCAAUGGCCGGGGCACGGAUGCUGGAACCUUAGGGCUUUCAUGGACCAAGGAUCUUUGCCCUCCCAGUCUGUCCAUCACCCCUGGACACUUCGAGGGUGUUACCUCAGACUUACGCCUUGUCCUAGAGGAAUUGCGUGCCAUGGUUGCCGAGCUUCAUCUGCCCGAGUUUCGAAAUGAGAAAUUUUCUUCUUCUAGGCAGAUUUACAACCAGGGUUGAGGGCUCAGCCUAGGCCUGCCCAGCCCAGUUAUCCGGUCGGGCACCCGGUGGCGCCACAAUAGCAGUCUCCGCGAGAACGGGGAAUCUCCUUGUAGGCGCGGCUGUGGACACGUUUUUGAAGCCUUAGAAAUAGCCUUACAAUGAUAGCCUUUGUACCUGGCAAUCCAGACGGUGGCUACGCGGCGAUCACUACACUAUGGAAAGGAGAAGUUUUUGAAUGCAAGUCACUUUCCGGAUGAGCGGGACGUCCAACACAAGACCUCACCAGAUCCCCACCCAAUCCCUAUUAUCACGUUAUUUCAUGCAUUUAUCCAAGCAGACAUUUCAUGCAGUGUUUCAUUUGCCACAACAAGAAUAUAAGCUGUUUCUCAACUGCUUGUCCUUACAAUGGCAUAGUUUUCCUUAUUUCGUUUUCUUGUUUUCACAGGUCAUUGGUCUUCACGGUUACCGUCGUAUCCUGGCUUUGUGCAUGUUUACGUCAAAGAUCCUGUACUGUCAGUGGGCAGCACUAGCCAAAGAGGACGACAUUUUUGUUAUUAAAACAACGAAACCAUUAUCCAAUAUGAAUAACUGGUCAGAGGAGGAGCAUAUCAAAUUUAUUAGGGGACGAAUUCUCGGAAAAAGCAACGAAGAACUAGCGCGGGUAAAUCUUUUAACCUGUUAAACUGUAUUGCUGUAUUUUUGUGAUUUAAUUCCGUACCGACACAGCAAUGCUAAUACUGUUUCAACUUGUUUGUCGCUUAGGAUGAUGAGGCUAUGAUUUACCUUAAAGAAGUGGGUCCUGACACCUUGAUACCGUGUUUCUCUGUAAACUUGAAAGGAAACCAAAACGUUGAAGUGUGCAAUGCAAUCAACACAGCGAUCUUCGAAAGCCUCAGUCACACAUCAGGGGAACAUUCAGCGCUUCGUAUUCCAAUGCUUGUUACCUCUUCAAGUCUAGUGUCCCACGUCCACAGUGUUGCAGCUACAAAUUUCAAGAGACGAUUAGGGGUAAAAUCUCAUUAAAUAUAUGACACUGAGUUGAAACUGGGUUAAAUAUUUGGCAAAACAUAAGCUAAGUAUUUUGUUUUGAAACUAACGGGAGAUUAUAUUGUUACGUGAAUUCAUUAGACUUUACCAUAUCGGUGGUUUGAUACUUUUCUAUCCUAACCAGUCAUGCUUAUUGCCAUCAGUUAAACACUGCGUAACUAUUACGUAAAUAUCAGGCUAACGUCGUCGGUUUUAUCCAGGAUUGGAUUGGCUAGAAGAGAGAAAAAUCUUGGGGUCAUCUUUCAGGAAAUUUUGAAUAUUUGAAGAACUGUUUUUUUUUAUUUUUAAACCGCACCAAUGAAAAGUGAAAAGAAAUAUGCGCGUGUAAAAUUUCGUCACUUAGUGCUAUAAUAUGUAUUGAAUUUAUACUGUCAUAUGAUUUAUUGAGUGCCUUUUUUUCGCUAACUGAUUUACACUCAGAUCCCUUUUUUCCCUCCUUGAUCUAGCUUAACUCAAACAAUGACACGCCAGUCAAAUACAUCAUUACAACCUGCAUGGAUCCCUGGGCCACAUCAACAGAGUUCAUGAAGCGCGUGGCUUCUAUCAUGAGAAAUAGUAUUUUGUGCGCCGUUGGAAGGGUAAGGGCCAACUCAGAUGUAAUCAAAUUGCAAGUGCUUCAUUAUACAUAAAGUACGGCUUAGAACGUACAGAUAUGUUGCCUUUGAGAUAAUAUAUUAGAUCGUUAAAAUUCAGUUAAGGUGCACGGCUUAAAUCUAUUUAUUAGCGUUUUCGUCAUGUUUUUAUAGAUCGCGAUUUCCAUGUCAAGGCUUUGUGCAAAGUUGAAAUGACUGUAUCAGUUCUAUUUCACAAAGGCAAUUGAUUUACACGUUUUUAUUUUCAAUUAGCCGCCGAGUGGCAAACUAAUCCUGUGACAAUGUAAAAAAAAAAAAAGCCAGAAAACUUGAAUAUAUUACCAAGCAGAAGGUUUUGAUUAUAACAUUUAACGAAGUUAGGAAAGAAUCUGUUGUAUGAUUUUAAAAUUACUGAUAUCUUUUUGUACAAAUAAGGUUUUUAAUACAUGAUGAUAUCUCAAACGCUUUUAUACCUGAGGGAGAGUAAAUAUAUAGAUUAUUAAAGUUCCCAAACUCCCCAUAUUAUCUAGGCUACCAUUUUCAAAAUCGUCUUUAGUUGCAUAUUUCAUAUAAAAUGGUUUCAGUAUAUUAGAGCGAUUACACAUCACUGCGGCUAUUUUUGUGUUCCAAAACCGAUGAAACGGCGGUCAUGUUAGUGUUCCAAGCUUAUCCCGAGGGAGUUGAAAUCUUUUCUUCUAUGCUGACCACGUGAGUGAAAACGCUCUAAUACUCAUGUGGUUGUAGAAUUUCGCGUACUCUGAUUGGUCCAGGCCCUCCUCAUCUCCCCCAAUAAUCACCAGGCGAGUGAGGUUAUUGUAGCCAUUUCUGAUGAAUGACUCUGUGAUCGAGCGCCGAAUACAAUGAACUUAAAAGGCUAUUAGUUUAGUUUAGGACGGUUAAUACAAUACGCUAUAACACCAGAUACACGCGUCUUGUAGAAACUACGAGAUAAGUGAUACGAGAUAAGUACAAGUUAAGUUGCAGAUUGGCAGCCGUAUAUCAAAGAUGUAUCAAUUUAUGUCGAUCUCCCCUUUUAGGUUACUGAUCCUAUUGCACUCCACAACUUUGUCAGCACUGGUGUUGUCAAUGAACAGAAUGAAGUGAUCGCCUAUUAUGUAGGAGACUUUAAGAGAGUCCCGAAACAGUACGACGCGAUUGUUAAGUUAAAAUUCAUGUGUGACAAAGACGCCCAGAAGUACAUCACGACACAGAAAAUGCUGUUAAAGUGGAAUGUUCCUCAACCUAUUGUCUUUCGAAGCAAAAAGCAAAGACUUUAUGAUGUCUUCUUCAAGAAUACAGGGUACUCCGGUGAACUGGAAGAGUUCGACUGUUUCAUUAGCCUUCCUUCUGAUAACAGCAACCAUCCAUUAAUGAGCCCAAACAUGAAAAUCAUGGACGUUCCACAUUACAAGCAUUUUGACAACCACGAAUUCCCUGAGCACAGUUCGUACUUUAUGUACGGAGACAAGGAAAAUGUGUUUUUGUUCCACAUCCCUACCAAG
Porites lobata is the source of this 15299-nucleotide messenger RNA. The record is from the annotation of a GenBank genome assembly. NCBI's taxonomy places the organism in Eukaryota, Metazoa, Cnidaria, Anthozoa, Scleractinia, Poritidae.